Penaeus chinensis is the source of this 1623-nucleotide messenger RNA. RefSeq names its product myb-like protein Q. Lineage: Eukaryota; Metazoa; Arthropoda; Malacostraca; Decapoda; Penaeidae. The transcript has 4 exons. Gene Ontology annotation, cellular component: nucleus. The record is from RefSeq and is a predicted model, not a curated record. Bases 605 to 1408 code for a protein of 267 amino acids. Gene Ontology annotation, biological process: regulation of transcription by RNA polymerase II.
GUAGCCUCGCUGUGUCACGGCAGUCAUGGAGGUUCGACCUAAAGUGAACUAAGUGCAUCCCAUUAUCAAACGUGUUUUUUUGUUUGUUUUUUUAUGUGUGCUUUUUUGAGUGAAGGACGUGUAGGAAUUCGUUGUCCUGUGGAAGGUCAGCUGAUCAUUUCUGUGUGUCGUGCAUAACUGUGUUUCUCGUAAGCGAAAACUAGUCGGGGGGGAAAAUGGAGAUAAGAUAACAAUUUCUCUAUCAUCUAACGACUGACUUUGCCUUUGGAUAUUUCGAAACGGUGAGCCCUCGCAACGAAAGACUGGUUCAACAGGGAAGACUGCCUUGUUGUUAAAUCUCAGUCAACAAGAGACAGGUGAAGCAGAGAGUCAGUGAAAGUGCACAAACGAGCCCAAGAAUUCGAGGCAGAAGCGCGUACUGCAACGCUGACCAGUGCGAACGCUUAUGUGCCGUGUCAAGAGUGAUGCGCUGAGGGUCAGCAUUCGGCGAAGACUCUCGUGGUUCGGCCAGUGAGUGUGACCCGCGGUUCGACGCAGCGCAGGAGUCGGCAACAGGACCCUUCCUUUCGCUCCCUGUGGCUCAGGGCCUCCGCACUCGACGAAUAUGAGUUGUGCUCAAGUGAUGUACCAGCCGUACGCUCCCAGUCCUUACGUGGUGCAGCCGGAGACGCCGCAGGCCGCACCUCCCCAUGCGUCCGCCCCGUCGUCCACGCCGGUGACGGAGGCCAGACACGCUGACGGCGUGCUCCACCACCCACAGCCGCCCGCCCCCAGCAUCACUCCCCAGAGUCCGCCCCACGCCCACCAUCACCACCACCAGCCGCCGCCACAGUCACAGAUACCACAGAACAGCGAGGCGGGGGGUAGCAACACUCAAAUACAACAGCAACAACAACAGCAGCAGCAGCAACCUCAGCAGCAGCAACAGCAAGGAGCGUCGGACCUCAGCGGGGGGCAGCGAUCCCAUGCCCGCGCGCCCUACAGAGCUGCCUCCAAUGGCUCUGCGGCGGCGGACCCCGACGCUCCUCCGCCAGAGAAGAAAUUCUGUGGUGAAGCGGACGCCCCCUCAGCACCCCCCACCCCCUCGCUACCCCCUCCCCACCAUCACCAACACGCAACUCAUCACCAUCACCAACACCAACAGCAUCACCAUCACCACCAUUCCUCGCACCACCAUCCGCCGCAUAGUGAGCCACCAGGAUCGCCAACACAACACGCCAACGAGGUGAAAUACGUCUCUGCCAAUUGCAUGGUGGUCACGCACUAUGCAGGCGACACAGCAACGGUGGUGGACGAGCAUUUUAGCCGAGCCUUGUCGACGCCACACUUCGAGAAACCACAUUCUCCGGGAAAAGGUAAGCUGCGACCAGGUGUGCUGUGGCAGCUGCGUGAGGGAGGGCCAGGGUGAUGUAACAAGAUUUUACUUUUAUGCGGUAGCCUUUUAGGGAUCGGUAGUUGUACACACUUAGUUCCAUGUGCCUCUAGAUCACCCUUUUCUGUAUGCAGGAGAGUGUGUGAUAGCGUUUGUAUGUAUUGUAUAUAUAUGUAUAUGGAGACAUGCAUGUGCAAAGUAACACACAUAGUUUGUAUGUUUUGUAUGUUUGUGUGUGUGAUGUGUGUGUG